AUGCAUAGCUGUUCCGGAUUAGGUGAUCCAGCUAGAGUUGGUGUUCAAAAGGCAAUGAGUAUGAUUCGUCAAAGAGGCGCCUCAACGAUGGAAAAACCUGCUCAAAUUCGUGCAGCAGCGGCCAAAUGCCUACUAGCCGAAAACAAGUUCAACGUCAAAGAAGGAAAGAAAACAAUGCGCUCGCCAGUCCACCUACACGUGCUGAAAUUGUGUUUACAGAACGGUACAUGA
This is a messenger RNA of Meloidogyne enterolobii, 231 nucleotides long. The record is from the annotation of a GenBank genome assembly. NCBI's taxonomy places the organism in Eukaryota, Metazoa, Nematoda, Chromadorea, Rhabditida, Meloidogynidae.